AAAAAUACGAAUGGCAAGAACAGUUGCUACGCAACGAAAAUGUCACAAACCCGGGAAAUGUAAACAAAAAUCAGUAUAUAUUUUUCCAAAAACUACAUCAUGAUAACAGAACAUUAAGAAUACGUGGAAAUUAAAAUAUCAAUACAUAGCAUGGACAACAAUGCAUCUGAUACAUUACAUUCGAAUGUGCUUUACUUUAUUGAAAAUCAUUCUGCAAUAGAGCCGGAAAUCAGAAAACUCGUUUCGGACAAUCAGGCCUUAUCGAAACAAGUUGAGGAAUUAUUGAAGGAGAAACUUCAACACGAAGAAUAUUAUGGCAACAAUCAGAGUAUCGAGGUACAAGAGUUGAGGAGACAAGUUGGUUUACUUACGAAGGAAAGAGAUUCCUUACACGUACUAUGGCAGACGUCACAAAAGACAAUAGAAGCAUUGGAAACAGAGCUGAAGACUUACCAACAUUGUGAUGAUAGAGUCGGGAAGCAGAGUAUCGCUUGUGAAAGACGAGGACUAGAAAUGAAAUUAGAUACAGCAUUAGCUGACUACAUGGAAAUAGAAAAGCAAUACAAAAAAUUACAUUCUGACCGGAAUAUUUUAGAAAAGGAGUUGAAAACGAAAGAGAAACAUAUUUUCGAACUUAAGGAAAAGUGUAACGAUUUAGAGGAUAAAGUUGCUGAACUGAACAAAACAUUGGAUGAAUGUAAAGUAGUUUGCCUAGCAGAAAAGAAAAGUAAUGAGGACAUGAAAUCACAAUUAGCAUUAUGUAGAAAAGAACUUGUUGAGAAAACAAAUCGAGAAGGGGAAGCCAAGUUGAAGGUCGCAGAAGCACUGCAAUUGUUUGAUUUUGUCAGUGCACAAAAGACUGAAGCCUUAAAAACUGUGUCGGACUUAAAAGAAGAACUAACUAAAGUCAAGAACUCGAUUGCUGCAGUAAGUCGAGAAGCAGAAGAAUCCUACAGACGUGAGAUUGAUGGUGUAAAAGAAAGAUACAAUGAGAAGGUGACGGACAUGUUGGAACAUGUUAAAUGCUUAGACUCAGAGCUGGUUGAGAAAGGGAUUCUAUUGAAUAAGGCUUUGCGAGAGAACAAAAUUCUUCAAGCAUCAAACGAAAGCCUUAUAAUAAAACAGAACGAUAACAUUAAGGCACUUGAUCCGAAGUUAGCCCUUGCAGAAGAGAAACUAGAAGCUAUAUUCCAGGAUUUGGUGGCAUCGGAGCGUAGAAACAUGCAACUGGCAUGCGAGAAACAAGCUCUUGCAAUGGACAUGCAGAGAGUACAGGAUUGGCACGCGAGAGAGCUCAAACGGAGAGAUUGGGAGCACAAGUUGCUGGAAGGCCAAUGCGAGGAAUUAAAAUUGCAAGUGAAUCACCUGGAGAAGUCGUUGGAUGAAUCCCGCGAUAUGGUGAACAAAAUGCAAGAAAUGCUCGCAGCUAGGAUUGCGCUUAGCCAAAAGGUGGUGUCCACGAAAGAGCAAGAGUUAGUGGAGUUAAAAAAGCACUUGGAAAGUCAAAUGGAGCUUAAUAAUAAAUGGAAAGAAUCCUAUGUCGACAUGACAGAGAAGAUGAAGAAAAAGUUUGAAGAGUUAUACGAGGAGAACAAACAUUUAAAAUCUCUACAUCAAUUGCCAUCCAAUAGUUCAACUGAAAGUGUUAUAAUUUGAUAAUAAUUAUGAAUUGGACAUAGUUCCUGAAAAACGUUCCACGCCACAAACAUCACAUUUUAAGGAAUUCGUGUUUAAAGUUUAAUAAAUAUUAGUGUAUUCCAUACAUGUGAGUUGGGCUACUAAGUCAUGAUGUCAUUUAGGGAGUGUCAGUAGGGCUGCCAUUUUUUGUCAGUUCGUUAAUAUGAAUCACGUGACCAGUUUUGUGUUCUUAACUCAAUUUCGAUGUGAUUCUGGUUUGGAACGUUUUCUGGAAUUACGUCCAAUUAUGAAACGGCACGAAAUACAUAUAAGUUUUUAUACCCGGUUAUAUUAUCUCUGGAACUGACGUCGAUGACGUCACAUCGUCGCUUUGUUACGGUGUGCAAAACAAGCAUCACUAGAUGUAGAUAAUAUCCUAAUAUUAAUGAACAAACUACGAAAAUUUAUUGAAGUAGGCGAUACUUUGCGGAUAUCCAUAAUUAUCCAAAUGUUUUGUGUUUUCUUUGGUGUUAAUCCCGCCAAUAUUUGUCUUUAAACAGUUCGACACGCGUUUCGCCUCUACACGAGGCAUCCUCAGGAGAUGUUUUUAUUUUCUCAAAAUUGUUUCCUUUAGAAUUCUUUUAUGUUUGUGAUUCUCAGAACAAAUGAAGUAUGGAGAUUUACUGUUGUUUUGUGACGUGAUCGCGGUGUCACCAUGAAUGUCUUGUUGUUUUCUUACAUUUUUGAGAAGUAAGACAGUCUUGAGAUGAUACUAAUAUGCUAUUUGUGAGAAGUAAUAUGCGGUAGUUUUCCAAUUACAGAGCAUAAUAUGACUCAGUGACGCGUAAUGCUGAAUUUUGAUUAUUAGAACAUCAAUUAGUUUUCAAAUGCACCAACAGAGUGCGCUAAGUUCAGUGUUGAAAAAAAAUAAUUCAUAGAUUAGGAACCUUAUUAAUGUUAUGAGUAUACCUAGAGUGGUAUACAAUAAUAAGUGGUGGAAAACUAGUAACGGUUAUUUCUUCUUCUUGAUUCUAAUUUUUUUCAAAUUAUUAUGAUAAUAAUUUAAUUUUUAAAUUUUUUAUACUUUGGGUUUUUUUUAAAUGACUAAAAUACUUUUUAACAGUCCGAAUUAGCUUUUAUUAUUUCCAAAAAACUACGACGAAACGAAAGCUUUAAGAUUUUUUUCAACAAUAGACAAUAUUACUGACGAUAAUAAAUAAAUAAUAUAUCCAUUAAUGCCAACAUAAAGAAAAAAUACUUGUUAAUUGUCUGCCACUGAGUAGGUAUCGAUUGCACGCAUCACGAGAAAGCAGUAGUUUUUAUUUAUUUAUUUAACACCAACAAGACAAACACUAAUAAAAGUAUAAUAAUAUUAUUACAAUAAAUAAUAAAUUCUAAGUGUUGGCUUAAUUAUAGGUGUUACACACAUUUCAAAAACAUAAGACACAAACAUAUUUAAUUAAAAUGAAUGCAAACAUUAUCGGAAUAUUUACAAAUUGAAUUAAACGUAAAUGAAUAAGAAAUCAAUAAUAUUAUAUAAUAAUUAAAACAUGCAUCAUUUCACAAUUAUAUAGAACAAACUUAUCAGUAUUUAUCAAUUAUUUGAAUAAAAUAUACUUUUUGCCUAUAAUUUACAAAAAAAAAUUAAUAUAAACGAAAUACAUUCCGUUUAAAUGACGAAAUAUUGUCUGAAAA
Messenger RNA from Leptidea sinapis, 3312 nucleotides. RefSeq lists its product as uncharacterized. The transcript has 11 exons. Bases 151 to 1656 code for a protein of 501 amino acids. Lineage: Eukaryota; Metazoa; Arthropoda; Insecta; Lepidoptera; Pieridae. The record is from RefSeq and is a predicted model, not a curated record.